Molecule: messenger RNA, 1167 nt
Organism: Peromyscus leucopus (white-footed mouse)
Lineage: Eukaryota; Metazoa; Chordata; Mammalia; Rodentia; Cricetidae
Exons: 1
Coding region: 47-736 (229 amino acids)
Source: RefSeq, a predicted model, not a curated record
GUUUAGUGACAAUUUCCAAAGGCUUUAGUACCACCUGUAUUUCAAAAUGGGGGACCCAAACUCCCAGAAGAAACAAGCUCUGAACAGACUACAUGCUCAGCUUAGAAAGAAAAAAGAAUCUCUAGCUGACCAGUUUGACUUCAAGAUGUAUAUUGCCUUUGUGUUCAAGGAGAAGAAGAAAAAGUCAGCACUUUUUGAAGUGUCUGAGGUUAUACCAGUCAUGACAAAUAAUUAUGAAGAAAAUAUUCUGAAAGGUGUGCGAGAUUCCAGCUAUUCCUUGGAAAGUUCUAUAGAGCUUCUGCAGAAGGAUGUGGUACAGCUCCAUACUCCUCGAUACCAGUCUAUGAGAAGGGAUGUAAUUGGCUGUACUCAGGAGAUGGAUUUCAUUCUUUGGCCUCGGAAUGAUAUUGAGAAAAUUGUUUGUCUCCUGUUUUCUAGGUGGAAUGAAUCUGAUGAACCUUUUAGGCCUGUUCAGGCCAAAUUUGAAUUUCAUCAUGGUGACUAUGAGAAACAGUUUCUGCAUGUACUGAGCCGCAAGGACAAGACAGGAAUUGUUGUCAACAAUCCUAACCAGUCAGUGUUUCUCUUCAUUGACAGACAGCAUUUUCAGACUCCAAAAAACAAAGCCACCAUCUUCAAGUUAUGCAGCAUCUGCCUCUACCUGCCACAGGAACAGCUCACCCACUGGGCAGUUGGCACCAAAGAGGAUCACCUCCGUCCUUAUAUGCCAGAGUAAAUAAGAGCAUUGACCAGCAAAAUGGAGAAGACCAGAGAAUGCAGCAGUGAUUUUCUUUUCUUGUUUUCUUACCACCUUUCUUUCAGAGUUUAAAGAAAAUGGACUCAUGCACAGAACACUAUGCAUUUUGAAACUUGUUCAUCCUGGAUUUAUUUUAAUCAUUUGUAUCACAGAACUUAAAAAAAAAUUAUAUGUCUUCUGCACGGACUGUGUGAAAGAAGGUGCUUUGCAGAUUGCCGCACUGCAUCGGCAUCUUACUAAAAUGUGAAGGAAGGACUAUUGUACACUGAAAUGCUUAAUGUAUCUGAAAGCACAGGUGAUGCUCAGUGUUGUGGUCUUCAUGUUUGUGCUGGUUUUUGCCUCUGACAUCUGUCAUCAGUAUUGAGGGUGAGAGUGAAUGUAACAGGUAUAAAUAACACUUAAAAACUUAA